AGUUGAUUUGGUUUUGGUAUUGGAGUUGUACCAUUUUGCUUGUUGCGUCCAAGUUAACCUAUAAGUAGAGAGGUGAAACAUUUAUUGUUGUGCACAUAGAAAUUAAUAUUAGUAACCGUUCUUGAAUUUACAAGAAAUGUUUAUUUUUUAUUGAGUCAUAUAGUUAACAAUAUUGUAAUAAUCGGUAAAAUGGCAUCCCCCCUAGAACAAUUUGUGAAUCAUGUUAGGACGUAUUCACAGCAAGGAAAUUAUCGUGAUCUACACAACAUGUUGACCAAAUCUUCUGACAUAUUGGCAAGGAAUGGGUCACAGCUGGAUACAGUGUUGGAGAUGUUGGACUUGCAGCAACACUCUCUGGGCAUGUUGUUCGUGUUGGUAGUCAAACUGACCCUACCUCCACCAACUGCCCCCACCCCUCCGACAGGGCAACCUGCUGCCCCUGACUAUCAUGAAAUGCUCUUUGCACAAGUGCAGGAGUUCAUCCUCGGCUGCAAUGCAGAACAAGUUCGGAUCGCCACAGAGACUUAUGCAGAACUAUGUCACUUGCUGACUCGGAACCUGAUCGAGUUGAACACUCCUAUCCGUGGUAUCGAGCUACUGAAGCAAGCGAUCCGUAAGAUACAGGUGUCCGAGUGCCAGCUGACAUCAAUACAUGCAGAUCUCUGUCAGCUCUGUCUCUCUGCUAAAUGCUUCAAACCUGCACUUGAGUUCCUGGACACAGACAUCACCACCAUCAGUGAAGAGGGCAGUCAGUUUAAUAGCAAACAUUUCCUGCUGUACUACUACUAUGGAGGCAUGAUCUACACAGCUUUGAAACGCUAUGAGCAAGCAUUGUACUGUCUAGAAGUAGUGAUCACAACUCCUGCCUAUGCAGUGAGCCAUGUCAUGUUAGAGGCAUAUAAAAAGUACAUCCUGGUUUCGCUCAUCCUGUAUGGCAAGAUCCAGAAUGUGCCAAAGUACAUGACGGUGACGGUGACUCGGUUCAUCAAACCGUUGAGCCAGAUGUAUCACGACUUAGCUACUGCUUGCAUGGCCAACAACUCUGCGGAGGCACAGGCAUUGCUUACCAAAUACCAUGAUACCUUCACAAGGGACAAAAAUAUUGGUUUGACAAAGCAAGUUAUUGCUUCCCUCUAUAAGAAGAAUAUCCAGAGGCUCACUAAGACCUUUCUGACGUUGUCACUAACUGAUGUCGCCAGCCGAGUACACCUUGCCAGUCCUGCCGACGCAGAGAGAUACAUCCUCAACAUGAUAGAGGAUGGAGAGAUCUUUGCUGCUAUCAACCAGAAGGAUGGGAUGGUUAGUUUCCACGAUGAUCCUGAGAAGUACAACUCACCAGCCAUGCUCAAGCGACUUGAAGAUGAGAUGAGUGUAUGUAUGGAGUUCAACCGUCGUAUCCAGACCAUGGAAGAAGAACUGAUGGUAAACCCUCAAUAUGUCAAGAAAUGUGUGGGCUCUCAGGAUGAUGAUAUGACUCCCACACAGGGCUCCAAGAUCUCUACCUACUCUAUGUAAUUCGGAUCCAAGUGAAGUCACUUCAACUUCUCAAAGCUGAAGAUGUUUAUGAGUGAUUUAAUGUCUUCAGUUGUUUCCUGUAUUAUAAUAAUUUAUCAAUAUAUUCAUUAUAACAUA
Messenger RNA from Homalodisca vitripennis (glassy-winged sharpshooter), 1632 nucleotides. Its product is annotated as COP9 signalosome complex subunit 3-like. Lineage: Eukaryota; Metazoa; Arthropoda; Insecta; Hemiptera; Cicadellidae. The transcript has 9 exons. Gene Ontology annotation, biological process: ubiquitin-dependent protein catabolic process. The coding region runs from base 190 to 1515 and encodes 441 amino acids. Gene Ontology annotation, cellular component: COP9 signalosome. The record is from RefSeq and is a predicted model, not a curated record.